ACAACUCAUUGUUUACAAAUGGCGACCAAGUGGGUAGUUUCUCAAUGAAUGACAGUGACAGUUAGUUUCAGACCAGCAUAAAUAGACCAGCAAGAAUGUCAUCAAGUCGAUCACCAACUCCAGUGAGUUCCGUGUCAGCAUUUUCCAAGUUGCCUCCAAUCAUCACAAGUGAGGCCGACCGCGACUUCCUCCAUGAACUCAGCUCGUACAUUGACCGAGAGAUGGGCAAAAUACAUUCUGAUGAUGAAGAACAACGUUACAUUGUGUACAAAGGAGUUUUUAAUAAAGUUAUUGAGCAUGUGGUAGCUUACAAGCCUCUUCUGACUGAUAUAAAGAAGGAAUAUGAAGACACAAUUGGUGCCAUCAGGAAGGGGCAGAGGGAAGCAGUAUUUCUUCAGGAGAAACUUAAGGCAAUGGCCUCGGAGCCUUCCACUAUUCGCAAUUAUAAGAAACGAGCUGAUGAACUGGAAGAAAGAAUUUCCAUUGUACAGAAGGACAAUGGCCGCUUGGAAGCUGAAUUGUCUCAGCUAAAAGCUGCAUGUAUGGAAAGAGAGAAGAAAGAAGAGAAGAAGGAGAUUCCAAAACCACAUCUCAAGAAAGACAGACGACAGAUUCCAGGUCUGACCUUGGAUGAGUCAACCGACCUGAAGGUGUUGUACCGUAAGCUGGAGAAGCUGGAGCGACAGAUGAAGGAGCUAAACAUCUGUUACAAGACGCGGUAUGUCAGCAAGACCCACAAGCAAGAGUUGAAGGAGGGGCUUGACAACAAGGUCGCACACAGAGACCACCUCCUGUGGCAGAGUCAGGUGUACCGAGAGAAGAGAAUGAGGCUGAAGAUUGCACUAGAAGCUGCUGAGGCAUACAAUCGAGUCAAACCUCCACAUCAGACAGUAGGAGAUGCAGUCAUGCUGGCAUUUGCACAGUUUCAAAGUUCUAGAGCCAAAGAACCAGUAUCCACAGAAGGAGGGGAUGGUCUGAAUCGGGAGGUGACCCCUUCCAAUGUAACAGUUACCACAACAACGUUUGAGGAAGAUGAUCCCAACAAGGAGAAAGAGGCUGAGAUUAUGCUGGAGUACAUAGAGAAAUUUAAUGAGUUGUUUGAGGACGGCAAGUUUGAGGAGGCAGCCGUCCACGCUGCCAACAGUCCGAAGGGUAUACUGAGGACGAGGGCCACUCUGGUCAAGUUCAGGGAGGUGAAGGGCAAGUUCCCUGGCAGGACUCCUCUGCUGAGUUUCUGCGAUGCCUUGAUGUCAUCGGUGAAGGAGGCUGGGUCACGGCCGAAUGAAGCAUUGUCCCUGGAUUGUGUGCUGUGUGCCCUCAAUGAGAACAAGCUGGACCUCCUCUACCACUGGCUGGCUCAGGACAGACUCACCCUGUCCCUGGACGUCGGUCACCACAUGGCCAACCACUGCUCGUGUACCAUCCCCUGUAAAUGUGGCUGCCAAGCAUUGGCCCAGAGUGUCUUCAUGCGCCUUCAGGCACACCGAGACAGUGUCCUGUGUCUCCUGAAACAGGGCCGAGUACAUGCUGGGAUCCAGUUCUCACGCAACAAGGGUGUCCUGUCCACAGAGAACCUGAUGGCCAUGUUGACAGCCUGUCCCUCCCUCAAGCUUGUCCACGCUCUGGUGGAGCAUGUGCCCAUUGACCAAGAGGCUGGACCUCUGCUGCCCCUUGGCGUUGUGCUUCGGACACUGGUAAACAAGGGUCAGACAGACCUGAUUGCCCGGUGCCUUCAGGACCUCAAACAGGGCACAUUACAAGUUGGUGAUGAGACGGCAGAUUCACUGUUCAACGGUGUGUUCCUCGACGCCCAGACCUCCACUGACCACUGGAUAGCCAUCUCCGGACAUCUUCAAAAUAAUGAUUACGAAGACACGGCAGUACAACUGGUUGCUACGGUGACAGUUGUUGAGGCGUUACAGAAAGCAUUAGAGAUCCAUGCCCAUAAGGAACAUGACUAUGUGCAGUAACCAUAGUAACAGACUGUGGUACACUGUGUGUACAAUGUGAUACCUUGUGUGACUGUGAUAUACAAUAUACAUGAUAUACAGCUAUGUUUUAUAUUCCCAAGAAUCAGGGUUCUGUUCCACAAAGUGAUCUUAGUGCUGCAGCUGUUGUAACCUUCCACUUCCAUAACACAGACCUUCCAUGCUUAGGAACCUGGGUGCCGCUGUACAAAACAACCUUAGCGCUAAGAUGACCGUAAGCCAAUGUUAAAUUACAGGAGUUACGAUCACUUAGCACUUACAUCCCUUUGUACAACAACACCCAAGUCAUAAGUUUGAAGUCGGAUAAAAAGCUUAGUUCCUUAUGUUUUUAGACCUUGCCCCACCUCUCCACAGAAAAUUUAAUUCAGAAAAAGUUGAAUUCCUGAGUAAGAGGCUCUUUUGUCGUGCAUUCUAAUGUUUUUUCCUUUUGCAGAACAUUUAUCAGCUGAAGUUUAUUGACUAGCUCUUGAAAAUCAUUUGUAGGCUUUCAAUAGAUCAAAUCUGCCAUUCAUUAUUACCCACUGCGCUUGGAUAUACUACCAGUGCUGGCAAUGUCACACCCUACCUCUUGUGAAGACAGUUGUAUUGAAUGACAGCUCAUCAUAGCAUGUGAAUACAAAUAGGAUCAGAGUUCUUGCUUAGUUUAGUUACUAUAUAAAAAAUAGAAAUCAGUUAUUAUUGUCAGAUGGAAAAGUUGCACCGCAGCCCAAUUAAACUUAAAGAAUAAAGAUUUUUAUCUGACAUCAAACUCUGAACUGGUUCCUGACCACUGUUAUGUCAAGGCGUGAAGCCCAACUCACUCACUACAGCUGUAAUGCUAGGACCGCUUUUUGGAACAUAACCAGGUCAGCUUGAGUGCAAGCAGCUAAAUCUGAUGACUGACUUUGUUAUGUUUUUGUAUUGAUGAGUAAAAACAUUAUUUGUCA
Messenger RNA from Haliotis rufescens (red abalone), 2914 nucleotides. RefSeq names its product clathrin heavy chain linker domain-containing protein 1-like. The record is from RefSeq and is a predicted model, not a curated record. Bases 96 to 1970 code for a protein of 624 amino acids. The transcript is spliced from 9 exons. Lineage: Eukaryota; Metazoa; Mollusca; Gastropoda; Lepetellida; Haliotidae.